AUGAGUAUUUUAGAAUAUAAGAGUUUUGCUCAUCAUUUAGUGGGCAUGCAUACACAUUUACAUGCACCAGAUUGGCGGACAUUGGGUGGCGGUCAUGCAGCUGCUCUAGGACGACCAGGAUUUACUCACGGAGCGCCUUUCUUUCAUCAUCAACCAACUGCCUUUCCUGCACAUAUGGGCUCAUUAGAGAGGCCAGGUUUAGGUAGAUUAGGGGAUACUCAAAACUUAAAUCAUUUGACUCAGUUAACAGUGCAUGGUACGCCACACAGCACCACAAGCCCAGAAGGAUCUCCAACAACUACAACAGCAGGUUUGCCGCAAGCAUCUUUAACAACUUCCCCGCCUUUGACAACAACCACAAGUGAGAAUGAUAAUAAUAUAGAUGCUGGAUUUGAAAGUGACAGUAUUUCUGUGACAGGGUCACCUCGAAAAACUUCGUCCAUACAUGAUGAAGAUGAUCAGCGUAGUACCUCACCACUGGCAUCGAAUACGGGAAGUGGUGGAGCGUUUACUUCGUUAAUACAACGAAGUCCAACCUUAAGGAAAAAUGAAUUGUUUUCAGGUUUCGCUUCAAAUUUUACACCCACACACAAUUUUAAUCCAGCACUGGCAGCUCAAUUAUUUUUACAAAAUCCCUUACUACCACAACCUAGUCAGUGGUUGUAUACUCAGUUGUAUAGCAAUUAUCAGGAGUUCCCAUGGUUUAGAAAUAGCACCUCCGCACAAGCAAAUCAAGCAAAUGUUUUAACGCCCUCUGUAGAAUCAAGUACAGCUGCAGCACCUUUGCUUCCCUCUUCACUAGCAACUGAUUCCAGUCAGGGUGUUAAUUUAAUUAAAAGAUGUGUCACUUUAAUCUCACAUUCUGAAGCUGAUAACUCGAAAUUGACUUCCUCCAGCACCCCGCCACCGGUAACAUCAACACGUAGAUCACCUUCGCCUGUCGAAACCAUUGAUUUGGAUGAUGUUAGUACUACCUCUAGAUCAGCGAGUAGUACUUAUGGUCCCAUACGCAGCCGUACUCCCAAACCUUCAGAUGUUUGGCGACCCUACUAGCAACUGCGUAAAGCCAUUGGACAGGCUUUGGGUUUGAGUAUAUCUGAAACAAAUACAGAAUUUAAGGAAUCUGAUGAAGAGGAUUUUAAUGUAGUGUAAAUGCAAAGCGGGAAUACGAUUUCCCAGUGAUAAAGGGUGGUUAUAUCUUUUAUGAGUCUAUUUUAAACUUUUGUAACUUUCUAGUCAAUUGAUAAAAUAUGAAAGUUAUUUAAUAUUUCCAAUUGUUAUUUUUUCAUAUAAUACACCUACCAAAUUUUAGGGCUAAAAUUAAAUUGUUGUGAAUAAUUUUUCCAUAUCUGUAAUAAAAUAAAUUUUAGUAAAAUGCAUAUUGAUAACAAACAUCAUCUGUAAAGGCUUUUUCUAUUAUUUUCUACAUACAUUUCAGUAAUUAUUAAAUAAAGUAAUAAGUUUUAUUAUAAAACAUAAAAAACAUAUCGAAUUUAAACCAAAAAUUUUGAAUACAAUUUUGCAA
Messenger RNA from Lucilia cuprina (Australian sheep blowfly), 1525 nucleotides. Its product is annotated as endochitinase A-like. Bases 1 to 1053 code for a protein of 350 amino acids. Lineage: Eukaryota; Metazoa; Arthropoda; Insecta; Diptera; Calliphoridae. The record is from RefSeq and is a predicted model, not a curated record. The transcript has 3 exons.